AUGGGUGGAACUGGGACCUCCUCCCAUUUCCAGCUCCCACCAUCACCAAACUGCGACCUCCUGACUAUCUCCAGCUCCCACCAUCACCAGUGUGGGCCUGGUCCUGGUGGGCCCAAGCCGACGCGGGGCCGGAUGCGGAUCCACUCCCUGGAGAACGUGGACAAGGCCCUGCAGUUCCUCAAGGAGCAGCGCGUCCACCUGGAGAACGUCGGCUCCCACGACAUCGUGGACGGCAACCACCGCCUGACCCUCGGCCUCAUCUGGACCAUCAUCCUGCGCUUCCAGAUCCAGGUGAUCAAGAUCAAGACCGAGGACAACCGGGAGACGCGCUCGGCCAAGGACGCGCUGCUGCUCUGGUGCCAGAUGAAGACGGCGGGCUACCCUGAGGUCAACAUCCAGAACUUCACCACCAGCUGGAGGGACGGGCUGGCCUUCAACGCCCUCAUCCACCGGCACCGGCCGGAUCUCGUCGACUUCCAGAAGCUGACCAAGUCCAACGCCACCUACAACCUCCAGCAGGCCUUCAACACGGCCGAGCAGCACCUGGGGCUCAGCAAGCUGCUGGACCCCGAGGGUCCCAGCUGGACCCAAACUGGUGGCAGCGGGACCUGGAAGGUGGCAGUGGUGACAGGGACCUCCUCACCGGUGCCACCCGCCAGGUUCCAGGAGAAGGGGAACCUCGAGGUGCUGCUCUUCACCAUCCAGAGCAAACUCCGGGCCACCAACCGCAAGCUCUACGUGCCCAGCGAGGGCAAGAGCAUCUCCGACAUCAACAAGGCCUGGAGCUGCCUGGAGAAGGUGGAGCACGAGCGGGAGGUGGCCCUGAGGAACGAGCUGAUCCGGCAGGAGAAGCUGGAGCUGCUGGCCCAGCGCUUCGACCACAAGGCCACCAUGAGGGAGACGUGGCUCAACGAGAACCAGCGCCUGGUCUCACAGGACAACUUCGGCUAUGACCUGCCGGCGGUGGAGGCGGCCAUGAAGAAGCACGAGGCCAUCGAGGCCGACAUCUCCUCGUACCAGGAGCGCAUCCAGGUGGUGGUGGAGCUGGCCCUGGAGAUGGAGUCCGAGGGCUACCACGACGCGCGGCGCAUCGGCGCCCGGAAGGACAACGUCCUGCGCCAGUGGGCGCUGCUGACCGAGCUGCUCGGCGCCCGCCGCGCCCGCCUCGAGCAGAACCUGGCCCUCCAGAAGAUCUUCCAGGAGAUGGUCUACAUGAUCGACUGGAUGGAGGAGAUGCAGGUUCUUCUGGUCUCCAAGGAUUUGGGGAAGCAUCUGCUGGAGGUUGAGGACCUCCUGCAGAAGCACGGGCUGCUGGAGGCCGACAUCUCGGCCCAGACCGAGCGCGUCCAGGCCCUCAACGCCGCCGCGCUGAAGUUCUCCGAGCUGGAGGGCUACCAACCCUGCGACCCCCAGAUCAUCUGCAACCGCGUCCACCACGUCCAGACGUGCCUGGAGGAGCUGGAGGAGCUGGCGGCCAAGAGGAGGAAGGAGCUGGAGGAGUCCCGCCAGCUCUGGACCUUCUUCCAGGAGAUGGAGGAGGCCGAGGCCUGGAUCCGCGAGAAGGAGAAGAUCCUGGCCGCCAAGACCUGCGGCCGCGACCUCAGCAGCGUGGUGACCUUGACCAACAAGCACAAGACCAUGCUGGGCGAGCUGGGCAACCGCCGGGCGCUGCUGCACCAGAGCAUGAAGAAAGGCGAGAAGAUCCUGGCCAAGAAGUCCUUCAGCUCCGCGGGCGUCCGGGAGAAGAUGCGAGAAGUCUGCCUGCGGUGGAAGAAGCUGGAGGAGGUGACGGGGCUCCACCAGCAACGCUUGGAGGACGCCCUGAACUUCUUCCAGUUCAGCGCCGAGACGGACGACCUGGUGGCCUGGCUGCAGGACACGUACCGCGUGGUCUCCAGCGACGACUUCGGCCACGACGAGCACUCCAGCCAGGCCCUCCUGCGGCAGCACCGCGCCGUGGUGGAGCAGGUGGAGAAGAACCGCGCCGCCGUGCUGGCCCUGCGCCGGCAGCUGUCUCUCCUGGGCCCGGGCCACCGGCAGGGCGUGGACAUCCAGAUCCGCGUGGUGGAGGUGGAGCAGCUCUACGGCGAGGUGGCCGAGGUGGCCGUGCUGAGGACGCAGUGGCUGCGCGACGCCUUGGCCGUCUACCGCAUGUUCGGCGAGCUCCACGCCUGCGAGGUGUGGGUGGACGAGAAGGAGCAGUGGUUGGAGAAGGUGGUGGUGCCCGAGGAGCUGGAUGAGGUCGAGGUGGUCCAGCACAGGUUCGAGAGCCUGGACCAGGAGAUGAACAGCGUCAUGGGGCGCAUCCUGGACGUCAACCAGGUGGUGCAGCAGCUGCUGGAUGGUGGCCACCCCAGCUCGGACGAGGUCCGGUCCUGCCAGGACCACCUCAACAGCCGCUGGAACCGGGUGGUGGAGCUGGUGGAGGACAAGAAGAGCCAGCUGAGCUCCGUGCUGAAGAUCCAGAACUUCCUCCUGGAGUGCAGCGAGAUGAAGGCGCAGGUGCGCGAGAAGAGGAAAGCCAUCGAGGCCACCCGGUCGGGCGGCGGCGACCUGGGCGGGGUCCUGGCCCUGCAGCGCCGCUUGUCCACCAUGGAGGCCGCCCUGGUGGCCCUGGAACCACGGCUGGUGGAGCUCCAGCAGGAGGGCGAGGCCUUGGCCGCCGCCCACCCCGGCCGCGCCCUGGAGAUCCUGCUGCCCUUCGAGGAGAUCGGCCAGGAGUGGGACGACCUCAAGAGGACCUUCCAAGGCUGCGAGGACACCUUGACGGUCGCCGGCCGUCUCCAGCAGUUCAUCCAGGACCUGGACAACUUCUUGGGGUGGUUGGUGAAGACCCAAGCGGCCGUGGGCUCCGAGGAGGUCCCCGAGAGCUUGGCCGAGGCCGAGAGGCUGCUGAACGUCCACGUGGCCCUCAAGGAGGAGAUCAACGGCUACGAGGAGGACUACGCCAAGCUCCAGGCGGCCAGCGAGCUGCUGGCCCUGGAGGAGAUGGAGGUGGCCCACGUGUCCCUCCAGCGGUGGCUGCAGAAGUUGGACGCGGGCUGGGGGAAGCUCCUGCAGAGCUGGGAGAGCAGGAGGGAGCUCCUGGUGCAGUCCCACGUCUUCCACCUCUUCCUGCGGGACGCGCAGCAGUGCCAGAAGUGCCUCUACAGCCAGGAGGCCACCCUGGCCCACGCCGAGCUGCCGGAGACGGUGGAAGAGGUGACCAAGGCGCUGAAGAAGCACAAGGACUUCACCACCACGCUGGAGCUGAACCUGCAGAAGGUCCAGCUGGUCCUGCAGGCCGGCGAGAGCCUCCAACGCCAGGGCAACCUCCACAGCGACCGUGUGGCUGAGGCCAUGGAGGAGCUCCGGGCCAAGUAGGUU
Molecule: messenger RNA, 3366 nt
Organism: Lonchura striata (white-rumped munia)
Lineage: Eukaryota; Metazoa; Chordata; Aves; Passeriformes; Estrildidae
Source: RefSeq, a predicted model, not a curated record